AUGUCUCUCUCUCUGUGCGUGUGUCUUUUACCCAUCAUCAGCCACGGACCGAUUCCUGCAUCACAGUCAUCACGCAAGGCGGCCGCGAAGGAGCGAAACGAAGCGGAUGCGAUGAUGCGAAAGUGGGAUCCCCUAAUUCCCCAUCCGCAUCACCAGCAUGUAAGGUACAUCACUCCCCCCCAAACCCCUGCUUCACGCGCUCGCAUCGCUCCGCGGGGGAAGAGGAAGAGGGAGAUGACGGCUGGCUGCUCUGUCACUCUGGCAGGCCUGACCUGA
Colletotrichum paranaense is the source of this 276-nucleotide messenger RNA. RefSeq lists its product as uncharacterized. The record is from RefSeq and is a predicted model, not a curated record. The coding region runs from base 1 to 276 and encodes 91 amino acids. The transcript has a single exon. Lineage: Eukaryota; Fungi; Ascomycota; Sordariomycetes; Glomerellales; Glomerellaceae.